Messenger RNA from Gossypium raimondii (Peruvian cotton), 747 nucleotides. RefSeq lists its product as uncharacterized. Lineage: Eukaryota; Viridiplantae; Streptophyta; Magnoliopsida; Malvales; Malvaceae. The transcript has 7 exons. The record is from RefSeq and is a predicted model, not a curated record. Bases 1 to 747 code for a protein of 248 amino acids.
AUGGCAACAGGAGUUUUGCGAACAUUUCUUGACAUAGAUUUGGAUGAUGGUAAUGAAGAUUCAAUGCACAUGAGACCCAACAAUGAAGAGGUGAAGAGUUGUUGGGGAAGAAUUCCCCUUUUAAGUGGAUGGAUGAUUAGCAAGCUAGCUUUGAGAAGAUGUGUGUUGAUGCAAGACAAUAAGGUUAUGGCUUAUGCAUCGAGGCAGCUUAAACUGUAUGAGUGCAAUUAUUCAAUUCAUGACUUGGAACUGAUACGGGUUAGGGGUGUUACAGCCAAUGUUGUGGCAGAUUGGAGGGCCAUGUUUUGUAGAAUGAGUUUGUUUGAGGAUGGUGGCUUACUAGCAGAGUUGCAAGUGAGGCCAACUUUGGUCAGUGAGAUUAAGGAGAAACAACCUUUGGAUGUGUCCUUUUUGCCUCCGGUUAAGCAAGUUGAGGAAGUACAUAAUAGCCCUUACAUUAUGCAUCCCAGAGGAAAUAAGAUGUAUCGAGAUUUUAGGGAAUUGUACUGGUGGCUUGAUCUAAAGCGAGAGGAGCGAGUGACUAUGGACUUUGUUAGUGGCUUGCCCUUAACACAUACUAAGAAAGAUCCCAUUUGGGUGAUAGGGGACAGGUUGACUAAGUUGACUCACUUCUUACCGAAGGAACUGCAUGAGGCACUGGGUGCUAGACUGGAUUCAAUACGACUUUCCAUUCGUAGACAGAUAGAUAGUCAGAGCGGGUUGUUCAAGUUUUGGAGGACGUGUUAA